Lucilia cuprina (Australian sheep blowfly) is the source of this 2620-nucleotide messenger RNA. RefSeq names its product rho GTPase-activating protein gacGG (gene RhoGAP54D). Gene Ontology annotation, biological process: signal transduction; regulation of small GTPase mediated signal transduction. The transcript is spliced from 4 exons. The record is from RefSeq and is a predicted model, not a curated record. Bases 163 to 2205 code for a protein of 680 amino acids. Lineage: Eukaryota; Metazoa; Arthropoda; Insecta; Diptera; Calliphoridae. Gene Ontology annotation, molecular function: GTPase activator activity. Gene Ontology annotation, cellular component: cytoplasm.
AAUAAAAAACGAAAAUAAUUCAAUGUUUGACAUUUGUUGUUGUUGUAAUCCUUUGUGGUGUCAUUUCUAAAAAAAUAAAAGAAAAUAAGAAAAUCUAUUCCCUGUGGAGGGAAUUUAUAAGAAUUUUGUAUAAGUAUUUGAUUUUGCUUGAAAUAUUAGAACAUGGAUUUGGAAUCUUUAAAUUUUACGGAAUUACGAGAUGCCGAAAUAGUUGCUCGCAUGCGUAAAUGUAAUUAUGAGAAAUUUAAGACCUUGGUGCGCAUGCAUUUAUCAUUUGAAUUGGAUUUAAAUACAGAUGAAUUCGAUUUACCCUGUCACGAAAUUGUUUAUGAAGAUAAGGGCAAACUAAAGAAAUGGAAUCGUUUAAGUAAAAAACACAAACAUGGUGGUGUUAUGGCCGCUGCUUUGGCUACCGGUUCGGCUGGUUGUGCUUCUGUGGGUGUGGGCCAUAAAAGUGGCCAUAACGUCAAUGGUAACUGUGACGAUGGCAGUCCGAUUGAGGGCUUACAUCAGCAGAUUGAUGCGGGAUUUCUGUUUCAUUUGCAAGAAUUGAAAGAGUUUUUAAUGUUGGAAAAGAAUCUACAACAAGAAGGUAUUUUUCGCAAAACUGGUUCAGCAUCCCGACAAAACGAUCUACGUGCACAAAUUCAAAAUGACAAGCCAUUGGAACUAGAGACAUCUGGCUAUUCGGCUCACGAUUGUGCCACAGUCUUUAAAGGUUAUUUAGCCGAUUUGCCAGAACCUCUACUAACAGAUGCCCACUAUCCGGCUCAUUUGCAAAUAGCACCCUUAUGUUUAGGCAUUAAUCAUCAUCUAGAACAGGAUAAGUCAACAACCACAACCACUAAUAAUGCCGAACGUGUUAAAAAGGAAUUACAUGUUUUGAAUUCCAUACAAUUACUUUUACUCCUAUUGCCCGAUGAAAAUCGUCAAUUAUUACAGAACAUUAUCGAUAUGUUACAUGCUGUUGCACAGCAACAUGAAUUCAAUAAAAUGGGUCCCGAAAAUUUAGCCACUUUGUUUGCGCCACAUCUUAUAUGUCCCCGUAAUUUACCGCCCGAAGCUUUACACUAUUUGGCAAAGAAAAUGUCUAGUAUUAUUGCUUAUAUGAUUAUAAGAGGACAGGAUAUAUUUUCAGUACCCGCCAAAUUGGCCACCGAUAUUAGAGCCUAUUUCUUAGAACGUAAACGUAAGAAAACCAUGUCUCCCGAAAUGACUUUGGAUGAUUCCAUAUCGGAUAUAUCAACUGUAAAUACAGUGUACACAUUUGUUGAUCGUGAGAAAACUGCAGCUGCUCAUAAUACCAAUAAUACCGACACUGAGUUGGCUCAAUUGUAUGCUCAUAUACAAUCGUUGCCGGAAUCCUCAAAGAAACGUAGACUGAUAAAACAGUUUAAUAAACAGAAUGGUCAAGGUAAAACCUCUUUGUGUAUUUCCAGAGAAUAUCUAUUAACACGCAGUGUUCUAACCGCACCCCCCGAAGAUACCUCAUUUACAAGUCAUUCAGAUGAUUUUGAUAGUUCACAUGAAAUCGAAGAAAUCGAUGAGAAUCAAUUGAGUUCCAGUUUAUUAUACUGUUUAGAUGGUAAUCGACCAGAAAUUACAAAUGAUUCGAAUACAACAACAACGGAAAAUUUCGAGGAUAAUGACGACGAUACCGAAAAUACAACACAUACCAAUGAAGAUACAAACACUGCAACAUUGGCAUUACUUAAAACAGUUACAGCCGUUAGCAGUAGUAGUAGUGGUAGUAACAGUAGUAAUAGCAGUAGUGCUACUAGUGGCAGUAGUAGUAGUAGUAGUGAUAGUAGCAAUAGCGCUAGCUCUAACAGCAGUAACAGCUGUCAUACUCCUCAUAUACCUUUGAUAACUACAAAUCGUUUAGCCAACAAUCCCUUUGUUAUACUUAACAAUGCACGUAAACGUGCUGCUACCCAAGAUUUGGAAAAAAUCUCUUCAACACUCUUCAACAGUCAUGCACAAUCACCCAAUCCUACUACUACUACUACUGCUCAUACUUCCUAUCAUACAGGUUUAGCAGCAAAACAAUUAAAUUCUCCCACAAGCAGCAAACCAAAGAUCAAUUGUAAUUUUGCAACAAAUUCCAAUUCUUCUUCAAACAAGGAAAAUUGUGAACAUAAUGAGAACUAUGUGGUUAGCAAGAAAAUGCUUAUAAGUGAGUAUCCUGGAGAAACUUCUUUUUAACAUUUAUAAAAUUUAAUAUUUAUAUAAAAGAAAACAUUUUUUAACUUAAAAUUUAUAAACAUUUAAACAGUUUCUUAGUUUUAUAACAACAAAUUCAUUUUAAAACCGUUGUACGGUUACGUUCUUCCUAAAAAUAAUUUUCUUUAAAGAAUUUUAAGAAAUAACUUUUUAAUUAACUGUAAAUGUUUUAGCAAUUUGUAAAAAACAAACAAGAGAAAUUUUAAUGACAAUUGUUAUAAUUUUUAAAUGCGUUAAUAGAUUUUGAUUGGACUAACCGGAACGAAUCGUUUUAUUUCAUUGAAAUUUAAACUCUUUUAGGUCUAGUCUAAAGUCUACUCUUUAGUCUAGUGUAUAGAAAGUCUAUAGACUGUAGACUAGACUACAUUCUAACCUAUAGUCUAGUCUAUAGUUUAGU